Molecule: messenger RNA, 2114 nt
Organism: Entelurus aequoreus (snake pipefish)
Lineage: Eukaryota; Metazoa; Chordata; Actinopteri; Syngnathiformes; Syngnathidae
Product: guanine nucleotide-binding protein G(i) subunit alpha-2-like
Exons: 9
Coding region: 246-1406 (386 amino acids)
Biological process (GO): gamma-aminobutyric acid signaling pathway; adenylate cyclase-modulating G protein-coupled receptor signaling pathway
Cellular component (GO): heterotrimeric G-protein complex
Molecular function (GO): G protein-coupled receptor binding; G-protein beta/gamma-subunit complex binding; GTP binding
Source: RefSeq, a predicted model, not a curated record
UAACAAGUCGGCUCACUCGCCUCCUCGCAUCUUUUUAAUUGGCGCGCGUCUGCCAGGUGGCUUGAAGGGAACAGCAAAAACUUGGGUCAACUUCUGGUGGUCCGUGUAGAGUCCUGGAGAGGGACCGGAACCACGGAGCAGGAUCAGGACCGGGGUCCAAUGGGGACGUCGUAGAUGGUUCCAGGCAGCGGGAGCGAGUGAGUUAUGGAAAUGAAGCAUCGGUGACAUUUUAGGGGAACACGCGAAUGAAUUGGAAGCUUCUUUUUUUUUUUGUCUCGCGUGGGAAUUUGAUCAUCUUCCUGUCUCGUUCGCGUCGGCGCUGCCGUGUCUGCGGAAUAAUGGGCUGCACGGUGAGUGCCGAGGACAAGGCGGCCGCGGAGAGGUCUAAAAUGAUCGACAAGAACCUGCGAGAAGAUGGAGAGAAGGCGGCCAGAGAAGUCAAACUGCUCCUUCUAGGUGCUGGGGAGUCUGGGAAAAGUACCAUUGUGAAGCAGAUGAAGAUCAUCCAUGAGGACGGCUACUCGGAAGACGAGUGUAAGCAGUAUUGCGCUGUGGUUUACAGUAACACCAUUCAGUCCAUCAUGGCCAUCGUUAAAGCCAUGGUCAGCCUCAACAUUGACUACAGCAGCUCUGGCAGGCUGGACGACGCUCAGCAGCUCUUUGCUUUGUCCGCCGCUGCUGAGGAGCAAGGCAUCUUUCCUGAUGACUUGGCCAACGUGAUCAAGCGAUUGUGGGCCGACGGCGGCAUCCAGAGCUGCUUUGCUCGCUCGCGAGAAUACCAGCUCAACGACUCGGCGGCAUAUUACCUGAACGACUUGGAGAGGAUCACCACAGCAGAUUACAUUCCCACACAGCAGGAUGUGUUGCGCACUCGCGUCAAAACUACUGGAAUUGUAGAAACUCACUUCACCUUCAAGGAGCUGCACUUCAAGAUGUUUGAUGUUGGAGGCCAGCGUUCCGAGAGGAAGAAGUGGAUUCACUGUUUCGAGGGAGUCACUGCCAUUAUCUUCUGCGUUGCGUUGAGUGCGUACGACCUGGUGCUGGCUGAGGAUGAGGAAAUGAAUCGCAUGCAUGAAAGCAUGAAGCUGUUUGACUCCAUCUGCAACAACAAGUGGUUCACCGAGACCUCCAUCAUCCUCUUCCUCAACAAGAAGGACCUCUUUGAGGACAAGAUAACGAGCAGCCCCCUCGCCAUCUGCUUCCCAGAGUACACAGGCGCCAACAAGUUUGAGGAGGCGGCGAGCUACAUUCAGAGCAAGUUUGAGGAGCUGAACAAGAAGAAGGACACCAAGGAGAUCUACACACACUUCACGUGUGCCACAGACACCAAGAACGUGCAGUUUGUUUUCGAUGCCGUCACAGACGUCAUCAUCAAAAACAACCUGAAAGACUGCGGCCUCUUCUGAAGAUGCAGCAUGAAGAUGAUGAUUAUGAUGAUGAUUUUCAUCAUAGAAACCGUUCAAGAUUACUGGAAAGACAAACGUUGAAAAAUGUUUGUCUGAACUUUGACCUGGAAUACUUUGUCACACAAACACGCGCACGCUCACACACACACACACGUACGCACGCACACACCCCUUUAAUAAACAUUUUAGCUCAUUCCAUAAUGUUUAUUCUACAAAAGAAAAACAGUAAAAAAAACUUUAAGUGUCAUCCAUCUUUCAGGACCUUUUUAAGAAGAAGUCACAUUUGAAUCCAAUUCACGAAUAUCUUUUUUUUUUUAAUGACAAGAGAUGGUGAAUGAAAUCACUUUUAUACAACAACAAUAAUAAUAAUAUUGUCCUGCAUGACAUUCCAUUAAUAAGCCUGCCCCCCCUUCUCCUCUUAAAAUGUUUACAAAAAAACUGUGAGCUUUGAAAUGAUUUAUGUCGCUAAUUGUUGUUCGUUUUGAUUGACUUGUUUAUGUUUGUGCCUUGAUUUCGGUUUACUUCAUGGAAAAUGAUUCUGUAGGGCUAAUUUCUACUAUUCAUGUUCAUAAAUGUAUUUAACAAAAGUCAGUUCGUGUCUGAUUUUUUUUCUGUUUUUCUUCAAAAAUGAGAAUCAAGUGAGAAAAAAAUAAACGUUCUCAAAUUGUUUGAUUUUCAUUAAUUUUAGGAGAGUUUUUAUGUGCAAUA